AUGAUGGGGAUCUUUUUGCCAUAUGUUGGAUUUGUUUUCUUUUCCGUUUUAUAUGUACAGCAAGGGCUUUCUUCUCAAGCAAAAUUUACCGAGUUUCCGCGGAAUGUGACAGCAACGGAGGGGCAGAAUGUGGAGAUGUCCUGCGCUUUCCAGAGCGGCUCUGCCUCGGUGUACCUGGAGAUCCAGUGGUGGUUCCUGCGGGGGCCGGAGGACCUGGAGCCUGGGGCCGAUGUGGCCGGGGCACAGGCUGAGCUGCUGCCAGACCGGGACCCUGACGGAGAUGGGACCAAGAUCAGCACAGUGAAAGUCCAAGGGAAUGACAUCUCUCACAAGCUUCAGAUUUCCAAAGUGAGGAAAAAGGAUGAAGGCUUAUAUGAGUGCAGGGUGACCGACGCCAAUUAUGGAGAGCUUCAGGAACACAAAGCCCAGGCCUACCUAAAAGUCAACGCCAACAGCCAUGCCCGGAGGAUGCAGGCCUUUGAGGCCUCACCCAUGUGGCUGCAGGAUAUGAAACCUCGCAAGAAUGUCUCCGUGGCAGCUCCCAGCAGUAUGCACAGCUCUGCCAACCAGCGAGUGCCCUCCACUUCCAGCCCUCAAGAGGUAGCCAAAAUCCCCAAACAAAGUCCACAAUCAGGUGCGAGGAUAGCUACAAGCCAUGGACUUUCUGUCCUGCUUCUUGUCUGUGGCUUUGUGAAGGGUGCUUUGCUUUAG
This is a messenger RNA of Budorcas taxicolor (takin), 711 nucleotides long. It is a transcript of the gene VSTM2A, whose product is annotated as V-set and transmembrane domain containing 2A. Lineage: Eukaryota; Metazoa; Chordata; Mammalia; Artiodactyla; Bovidae. Bases 1 to 711 code for a protein of 236 amino acids. The record is from RefSeq and is a predicted model, not a curated record. The transcript is spliced from 5 exons.